Pseudopipra pipra is the source of this 2124-nucleotide messenger RNA. Its product is annotated as hormonally up-regulated neu tumor-associated kinase homolog A-like. The record is from RefSeq and is a predicted model, not a curated record. Gene Ontology annotation, cellular component: cytoplasm. Gene Ontology annotation, molecular function: protein serine/threonine kinase activity; ATP binding. Gene Ontology annotation, biological process: protein phosphorylation; intracellular signal transduction. Lineage: Eukaryota; Metazoa; Chordata; Aves; Passeriformes; Pipridae.
AUGCCCACAGCAACAAAAGCAGGCUUGGAUGACAAAAUGACAGAUACUGGCAAUUUGGAUGGGAUAUUACCAGAAUGGGAGAAAAAGGAUAUAAAAAUACCUGCCUGUUUUAACAAGAUGCCCCAAGAGACCGGGAAGACUUUCCCUCAUUCCAAACAAGUUGGGAAUUACCUAGUAGGCAAAAUGAUCAACAAGGGUUCCUUUGCCAAGGUGAUGGAGGGACUGCACAUCCCCACAGGGGAGAAGGUAGCCAUAAAAGUCAUUGACAAGAGGAAAGCCAAGCAGGAUUCCUAUGUUUUAAAAAACAUGAAGCGUGAGCCGCGGGUACACCAGAUGAUUAAGCACCCCAAUGUUGUUCAGCUAUAUGAGACCUUGGAGACUGACAACUCCUAUUACAUGGUGAUGGAACUGUGCCUUGGUGGUGACCUCCUGGACAGAAUUUGUGACAAAAAGAGGUUGGUAGAAUGGGAAGUAAGGAGAUACAUCUGGCAAAUUCUAUCUGCAGUAGAGCACCUGCAUUGCCAGGGAAUUGUUCACAGGGACCUAAAAAUUGAAAAUUUUCUUCUUGAUGAGAACGACAACAUCAAAAUCAUUGAUUUUGGACUGAGCAAUACUGCAAAGUUCAGUGGUCUCUCCCAGGAGCUGUUACAUACCCAGUGUGGAAGCCCAGCUUAUGCUGCUCCAGAGCUCCUUGCUCAUAGGAAAUACGGUCCAAAAGUGGAUGUCUGGUCCAUAGGCGUAAGCAUGUUUGCUAUGCUAACCGGCACAUUACCCUUCACUGUGGAACCUUUUAAUAUCAAGCAACUACAUCAAAAGAUAUUAAGUGGAGAAAUCAGCCCUAUUCCGUCAGAUAUCUCCCCUGGAGCUGUACACUUCAUGCAGUCCUUACUUGAGCCUGACCCUGCUAAGAGGCCUGAAGUCAAAGAAGCAAUAAAAGACAAAUGGUUGAAUGAAGGUUUCACCAGGAAAAUACUAAACACUGCUCCCUAUGAGAACAGACUUUGCCCCAGUGACCUGAACUCUGUUGUUUUAAACUACAUGACGGAAUUUAUGGAAUUCAGUCCUUCAGAAGUUAUCAACAUUUUAAUAAAUAACAGACCCUCUUCUGCCAUGGCUUCUUAUUGCUUAUUGCUGAAGAAACUGCUCAGGUACCAGAAAGACCUCAAAAAUGCUCAGGUAAGAUAUAAUGGUCAUGAGAGGCAUAAAGUGUUCCUUGAUUUUUAUGAGGAACAAUGCAGUAGCCACAUAGCACAUGUAAAAAAGAGGGAAAAUGAAAUAGAAAAACACAGUAUUAAUCUUGAUAAACAGUUGAAUAAGAAGUCAGAAAUUAAGAUUUUCCAGAAGGCUGAAAUGGACUCUCUGGAAAACCUCAGGAAUUACGGCAAUAAGGCAUUUCCUUCUUUACUAACCCUGGCAAUGCCAGAUGUUAUUCAAGAAGAUGAGAUUACAAUUACAUUGGAAAACCAAGAAAAUUUGUCAAAAGUUUCCAAGUUUGCAGGCAAAGUGUUGGUCCGUCUUGGGUCUCCUAAGUCAUCAAGCAAAAGUAUGCCAUGUGAGCCCAUUUAUAAGCCACUUUUGGACUCUCAGAAGAAUCAGAAUAAUUUUGAAGACUUGACAGAGGCUGAAAUAGGAUGUCUUCAUGAGAAAUCGCCAUCUACACCAACAAAUAAGCAAUCUUCCUUUUCAAACGUCCAAGCAAUGACAAGUACAAGCAAAAUGCCUCCACGGUCCCUGAUGGAAAACAGAAUUAUUACCAGAAGACCUUUACCUUGUCAGGACAUGAGGUUUAAAGACCUUCUAAAGGCGGUAGAUGAAAAUAGUUACAUCCCAACACAGAGGCAACUUAAUAAAGAUGUCACUGACUUCAUGAUUGACUCUCUGCCGUUGCCACCUUUCCCCAGGCUGCGACAAGCUGCCCUGAGAGAAACCCUGCCUAGAAAGAUUUCCUUGCUGGGGUCAUCACAGGAACAUACAAACAUCUGCCCUCUGGUUGUAGUCAAUGGUUCAAAACCAUCAGCCUUCCCUAUGUCCCAGCAGCAAAUGUUUACUAUAAGAACUUUGAACUUGAUUGACACCAACGGAGAUGAGAAUACAAUGGGAAUCUUCAUAUUUGCUGUUCCAUAA